Molecule: messenger RNA, 11462 nt
Organism: Ictalurus punctatus (channel catfish)
Lineage: Eukaryota; Metazoa; Chordata; Actinopteri; Siluriformes; Ictaluridae
Product: cadherin-4
Exons: 17
Coding region: 139-3150 (1003 amino acids)
Biological process (GO): cell-cell junction assembly; cell morphogenesis; homophilic cell-cell adhesion
Cellular component (GO): catenin complex; plasma membrane; adherens junction
Molecular function (GO): calcium ion binding; cadherin binding
Source: RefSeq, a predicted model, not a curated record
CCUUACUUCUCUCUCUCUCUCUCUCUCUCUCUCGCUCCUCAUUCCUGCACUGCUCUAGGAGACAUUGCUCCCAUUUUUCCUAUCUCUCUCUCUCUCUGUCUUUCUUUCUACCUUCCUUUCACUUACAGUUUCUCACUUAUGUCUAUCGUCUUCUCUCUCUCUCUCUCUCUCUCUCUCUCUCUCUCACACACACACACACACACACACACACACACACACACACACACAGGGGGGAGGGAGAGAGAGAGAGAGGAGGAGCUCACAGCGGCGCUGCAGCUCUUCGGGUGCUCAGAGAAGAGGGGAGAGAGAGAGAGAGAGAGAGAGAGAGAGACUCUCAGACUCCCCAUCCGCGGUUCUCUCUCCGUCAGUUCGCUCCAGGCUCGCGGCUCUAUCGGAAGGAUGCGCGCGCUCCCGGUGCUCUUCUCCGUAGCUGCUCUCCUCCUGCACUCCUCUCCGGGGCUGCUCGGGGAGAUGCAGCUGAAUGUGCCGCUGUGCAAGUCAGGAUUUUCACAAAGCCUUUAUUCCCUGCGCCUCUCAAGGGAUCUAGUGCACGGCCGAAGUGUGCUCAAAGACACCUUGCUGUCAUCAGGAGCAGUUCAUUUUGAUGACUGUUUAGGAAACGCAGCGGUACGACUGGACAGCGGUGAUCCCCGCUUCAGAAUCGAGACAGACGGAUCCGUGUACACACAGAGAGACGUGUUCACUCUGAACACACCGAUGAAUUUCACAGUGACGGCUCACGCCACAGACGACGCACACACCUGGGAGACGACCGUGCGACUGGAGCUCGAGGAAAUGACAGGUAAUUACAUGGCACGAGGACAAGAGGACACCGGGACGCAGGCAGUUGUCAUCCGCUUUCCUCCAAGACAGAACUCGGGCUCCGGCAAGCUGCGGCGGCAGAAGCGAGACUGGGUCAUUCCACCGAUCAACGUACCAGAGAACUCCCGAGGCCCCUUUCCACAGAUGCUCGUCAGCAUCCGUUCAGAUAAAGAUCGCUCCAUUAACAUCAGAUACAGCAUCACCGGUGUGGGGGCGGAUCAGCCACCCAACGAAGUGUUCAACAUCGAUCCAGAGAAAGGCAAGAUGUACGUCACCAAGCCACUGGACAGAGAGGAGCGCUCGUCCUACCACCUCCGUGCUCAUGCGGUCGAUAUGAACGGGAAUCAGGUGGAGCAGCCGGUGGACCUCUACAUCUUCGUCAUCGACAUGAAUGACAACCGGCCCGAGUUCAAGAACCAGAUCUACAACGGUUCAGUGAUGGAGGGAUCCAAACCAGGUACGACAGUGAUGACAGUAACAGCGCACGAUGCUGAUGACAUCACCACCUCUAAUGGCAUGGUGCAUUACCGGAUUCUCCAGCAGACCCCGCACAUCCCGAUCCCAAACAUGUUCACUAUUAACAGAGAGACAGGAGACAUUGUUACUGUCGCAGCUGGACUCGACAGAGAGCGAGUUCCUCAGUACACAGUGAUCGUCGAGGCAACAGAUAUGGAGGGGAAUCUGAACUUCGGUUUGUCGAGCACAGCUACGGCGCUAAUCGCCAUCACCGACAUCAACGACAACCCGCCUGAACUCACACAGAGCACGUUCUCGGGUGAGGUGAUGGAGAACAGCGUGAACGUAGUGGUAGCGAACCUCUCCGUGGUCGAUAAGGACGAGCCUCGGUCGCCCAACUGGAACGCCGUGUACCGCGUCGUCAGCGGCGACAACGGACGCCACUUCACCAUCCGGACAAAUCCGGAGAACAACGAUGGCAUGCUCACUGUAGUGAAGCCGGUGGACUUUGAGAUGAAUCGAGCGUUCAUGUUGACGGUAGUAGUCGCUAAUCAGGCUCCUCUGGCCGACGGGAUCCAGUCGUCUCUCCAGUACACAGCCGGGGUCACCGUCUCUGUGAGGGACGUCAACGAGGCGCCUGUUUUCCCGGAGAACCCCAAAAUGGUGCGGUUUGAGGAGGGCGUGCCCGCUGGCACCAUCAUCACCACGCUCACUGCCCGAGACCCGGACACGUUCAUGCAGCAGAGCAUUCGGUAUCUUAAGCUGUCGGAUCCGGCUAACUGGCUGUCCAUCAACACGACAAACGGUCAGAUCGCCACGACGGCUGUGCUGGACCGAGAAUCCGUCUAUGUCAAGAAGAACAUCUACGAGGCUACGUUCCUUGCCGCUGAUAAUGGCUCUCCUCCUGCCAGUAGCACAGGAACGCUGCAGAUAUUUCUCAUAGAUGUGAACGAUAACGCUCCAUCACUCGUUCCUCACGAUGCUCAGAUCUGUGAAAGAUCUCACAUGAACUCUGUCAACAUCACGGCUGUGGACGCAGAUACCGAUCCCAAUGUCGGUCCCUUCGUCUUCGAGCUGCCUCUUCAUCCCUCCAUCAUCCGCCGCAACUGGACCGUCUCCCGGAUCAACGGAAACUAUGCCCGUCUGAGCCUAAGGAUCCAGUUCCUGGAGUCGGGUGUGUAUGAGGUUCCCAUUUCUGUGUCGGACUCAGGAAACCCGCCACUCUCCAAUCGCUCAGUCAUUAAGGUGAAGGUGUGUCCGUGUGACGAACAUGGUGACUGCACUGCACACGGUGCCGUAGCAGCGGCGGGCCUGGGCACUGGCGCCAUCAUCUCCAUCCUUAUCUGCAUCAUCAUUCUUCUUAGCAUGGUUUUGCUCUUUGUGGUAUGGAUGAAGAGGAAAGAGAAGGAGAGGCAAACCAAACAGCUGCUGAUUGACCCUGAGGAUGAUGUCAGAGACAACAUCCUCAAAUAUGAUGAGGAAGGAGGAGGAGAGGAGGACCAGGACUAUGACCUGAGUCAGCUGCAGCAGCCCGACUCCCUGGAGCACAUCAUGGGUAAACCCCCAGGUGUCCGACGGGUGGACGAGAGGCCUGUGGUACCCGAGUCUCAGUACCCGCUACGGCCCAUGGUGCCCCACCCUGGGGACAUUGGAGAUUUCAUCAAUGAGGGUCUGAGAGCGGCGGAUAAUGACCCGACAGCCCCACCGUACGAUUCGCUGCUGGUGUUUGAUUACGAGGGCAGUGGAUCCACGGCCGGGUCGGUCAGCUCACUCAACACCUCCAGCAGUGGAGAACAAGACUAUGACUACCUCAACGACUGGGGUCCGCGUUUCAAAAAACUCGCCGACAUGUAUGGGGGCGGAGAUGAUUAAAACGGAAAGGUGCAGUCCAUCAAAGGCUCCUCCCACGUCACCUGACCUGUGGCGACGACCAAUCAUGGGCCUCUCUCUCUCUCUGAAAAACAUACCCACCUACCAAUCACUUGGCCAGCUCCAGAGAGACUUGUACUACAGAGAGAGACAGCGAUAUAGUGGACCUGCUUUUUCCUUUAAUUAUGUUUUUUGUUUUUUUUUAAAUAAGUUUCUUGUUUUUUUUUUUUAAAUUUGUUUUUUUUUUUUUUUAGUAGUCGAGCUGUAUUCACGCUUUGUGCUCAUUAUUUCUUUGAAGAAUCCUGCGAUUUAGUUGACGCAACUAUCUGCAGGCGAAAGCUUCCUGCUAGCAUUGAGACAGCGCAUAAAAAGAGAAAAGAGUAAAAAAAAAAAAAAGAAAAAAAAAAAAAAAAAGACAAGGUAGGCAUUCUACUCUUAAAAAUGGUCUGAACAAGCCAUUCUUUUUCUUUCUCUGAACUUGAAUUCUUUCGAGAAGAGGAGCACUGUCGUCGUUGUCGUCGUUGUCGUUAUCGUUGUUUAAGAAGUGCCUUUAGUGGUGCGUAGUUCUUGGAUUUUUCUCAGGAUUGGUCUUCUGUCCAGACCUACACCUGACAUCAACACACACUUCUACAGCUGAUCGGCCAUAUUCAAGUUCCUCAUAAUUCUCCUGCAAGAACAUUGAGGCUUUUGGCUUGUAGCUCCAUGACAGGAAGCUUACAGGAAGUUACAUGACAGGACGUUUGCGUGACUGAAUAGUACACAGUACGUCAGAUAUUUACUUUUUGACAAAAAUGAAUUCGACUGUAGAGUUUCACAUGCUAUCGAGGAGACCGUUACAGAGAGCUCGGCAGAAACAUUAUAACUAUCGAACCAUGAGGUUUAUUCAUGAUCAGGUACAAAUUUGGUAGUACCGAUAAUUGUUUAUAUGACAAACCGUGACAUUUUUAGCAUGAUUUUAAAAUAUCACUGUUGUCUGGGUGGGCAACAUUUUUGGGCAGUAUCUAUGCUCCUGAGAAGAAAGCAGCAUAUGGACAGCUUGUAAGGUUCUUUUAAGAUUCUUCUAAGGUCGCUUCUUUUUGGUCAGGUUAAAACACAGAAUCAUAUGUGACAGCAAAUCUCAGAAAGUUUGAGUGCACAGAAGUGUCUCUCUAAAAUGCUGCCUGGCGAUAAUAGCGAAACGUAAACAUGUUAUUAUGGCAUUAAGCUGUAAACCGUUAUUGUCGUUAUUGUGAUAUGAAAAUGUAAUGCCUUGAAGUGCUAGGGUUAGGGUUUCAUUUCCAUGUUUGCUCUGCAUUGAGGCAUUGUCCACAGGUAUAUUCUUUUCUCAGUGUUUUGGCUUCCUGAUCUCACGAAAACAGCAUUUUGGAUCACUGAAAACAAAGCUCUCAGAUACACCAAUCAGCCAUAACAGUAAAUCCACCUGCUUAAUAUUGUCUAGGUCCACACUGUGCCACCAAAACAGCUCUGACCCGUCAAGGCAUGGACUCCACAAGACCUCUGAAGAUGUGUUGUUGUAUCUGGCACCAAGACUUUAGCAGCAGAUCCUUUAAGUGCUGUAAGUUGCGAGGUGGGGCCUCCAUGGAUCGGACUUGUUUGUCCAGAACGUCCCACAGACGCUCGAUCGGAUUGAGAUCUAGGGAAUUUGGAGGCGGGUCAACACCUUCAACUCUUUGUCAUGUCCUUCAGACCUUUCCUGAACAUUUUUUGCAGUGUUUCAGGACGCAUUAUCCUGCUGAAAGACAUUAGGGAAUACUGUUGCUAUGAAGGAGUGUACUCGGUCCUCGACAGUGUUUAGGUAGGUGGUACGUCUCAAAGUAACAUCCACAUGAAUGCCAGGACCCAAGGUUUCUCAGCCCGGAGCAUCACACUUCCUCCACCAGCUCGCCUUCUUCUCAUACUGUAGUGCAUCCUGGUGCCAUCUCUUUCCCAAGGUAAGUGAUGCACAUGCACACUUGAAAACAUGAAAACAAGAUCCAUCAGACCAGGCCACCUUCUUCCAUUGCUCCAUGGUCCAGUUCUGAUGCUCACAUGUCCAAUGUCGGUGCUUUUGGCAGUGGACAGAGGUCAGCAUGCACACUCUGACUGAUCUGCGCCUACACAGCCCUAUACGCAGCAAGCUAUGAUGCACUGUGUGUUCUGACACCUUUCUAUCAGAGCCAGCAUUAGCAUUUUCAGCAGUUUGUGCUGUAGCUGUUCUGUGGGAUCGGACCAGACGGGCUAGCCUUCGCUCCCUACACGCAUCAGUGAGCCUUGGGCGCCCACGACCCUGUCGCCGGUUCACCAGUUGUCCUUCCUUGAACCACUUUUGGUAGGUAAUAACCACUGCAUACCGGGAACGCCCCACAAGACCUGCUGUUUUAGAGAUUCUCUGACCCAGACGUCUAACCAUCACAAUUUUUCUCAUGUCAAACUCAGUCAGAUCCAUAUGCUUGGCCAUUUUCCUGCAUCCAACACGUCAACUUCAUGAACUGACUGUCCUCCUGCUGCAUAAUAUAUCCCACCCCUUGACAGUUGCCAUCGAGAUAUAAACCAAUGUUAUUCACGUCACGUGUCAGUGGUUUUAAUGUUAUGGCUGAUCUGUGUCGUUUUUCCAUUUUCGUACGGACGGAGAUAUUCUCAAAAGCGCUAGAAAGUAUUUAUAUAAAAUCUGAGUCUUCACAGCAACAAGCUCUCCAUAGGUGCAACGUGCUUAUUUAAGCUCCAUAAAGUUAUUACUCUUCUUCAAAAGCAUAUAUUAAGACAUUAACGAGGCCAAAUUGCAUGCAUGUCACCAGAAGAUCAAACUAGCUCACUGUAAGCCAUGGGCCAAAGGUUCCUGGAUUGCCACUUGAUGAGGGUUAAAUAGCGAUUGUGAGUGUUCAUUCAUCACAUCAGUACAAGACUCACCCACUUUGUAUCAAUGCACUGUUGAGUAGUUUAUUCAUAGAUAUUUGACACAUUUAUAACCAAAUCAUUUGGGCACUUGAAGAAAACAUCCACUCAUUUAUGAAGAAUCUUCAUCUUUUGAACGUACUGAGGAAGUAUUCACAAUAAAAUAUUCUGUAUAGAUAAUAAAUGCGGUUUGAUGUUUUGAUGUUUCACACUAUGCUGGUGUUCAAAUUAUGCUGAAGCUCCCAUUAGGGGCACAAAAGGAAGAAUCGAGACCAGAAAGUUAUUGUUCCACAAAAGUUCCUCAUAAUUUUAUUGCAAGCUUGUUAAAAUGAAAUGUAAAGUAAGGGUAAAAGGUAAGAGGCUUGAUAUGGACUAGCAAAUCUCAUUUAUAUUUAAGGAAAUGUCUUUGGACUUUAAUGAUUAGUCACAACGGGUGGCGUGAAAAACACAAUCCAGUAUCAAAAUGAAUGGCUCAUAAAAUGUCCUGAAGCCCAUUGAGGUCUUUGGUUCAUACUAACUUACUCAUAGCUUUUAUAAGCAGCAUCCCGAGGGCAACCUUAAAGAAAGUUCUGGGUCACAUUAUACCGUAAAAUUCACUUAUCUUGGACAGUCAUUAUGCACAAUCCAAACAGGCUUAAAAAAAUUAAGGGAAGUAAGAAUUAGUAGGUCAUUAGCGUUAGGAACUGGAAGGACUAGAGAAAUCAACAAUGAAAUGAGAAUUUAAGUAUACAGUAAUGGGAAAGAGUGCUAUCAAGAAUACGAAGAUAUACGAGCUGAUAUUAAUCAGAGUAUGGGAUCAAGGUGGAGCGGUAGCACGGAAACGCGACAAACAGGAAGUAAACGAGGAAGUGGACGACUUACAGAAAAGCGUAAACAGACCGAGGCUGCAUUCACUCUUGGGUUGUUGUUUUUUUUUUUUUUUUUAACAGUAAAAGUGCUGGCCGGAUAUGAAAAAAAAUCAGCUCACCGUAGUAACGCUCUUACAAACCCUAGCUAGUAUCGGCUAACUAACCGUCGUAGCUUGCUCUCUAGAUUAAAUUUAUUAUUAUCAGUAAUGUUUGCGAAAUAAAAACUCUAUUAACGAGGAGGUUGUGUGUCUUUGCCGUAGCUUUGGAGGCAGAAAUGAAUGACUUAUUAUCACAUCUGUAGUUACAUCGGAAAAUAUUUUUCAUUCAGCAUGCCAUUCAAAAGAAAAAUCUUCUCACAUUCGCUCACUAACAAGACUCGUUUUUUUCGCUGGCACUCUGUCCUCCGUGUUGGUUUUUCUGGCUUGACGACCCUCUUGCCAAAGUACUUGAUGUCACCCUGCGCUUAAAUAAAAAAAAUAAAACAAACAUCAGUGGCAGCACUGCCAAGUGUGAACGCAGCCUAACGGGACGACAACGAGGCUCGGGAGGAAUACAUGGUAUCGGUAAUCAGAGGGUGUGGUCAGGGUGGAGUUUAGGUGGAGGUGGAGCUGGCGAUGUAGAUGGGAGGGAAGCGUCUCCGACCGCAACUUAUGCACUCACUAUGCACUUAUAUUCUUACACUAUACAAUGUGUACUCGACUAGUACCUUUGACAGUAUCUCAUAUCGAACACUUAAGAUUUAGAAAGAACAGAUCGUUGUGUGGUAUCUCAUAUCAUCAAGACACCAGAACAGCCUUCACAGGAAGAAACUAAUUUUACACUGUAGCGUAAGCCAUUUUCCAAUACAAUACCUGCAGUGCUCUCCGGUAGCCCCGCCCCUUCUAGUGAAUUCCCCCCCACGCUAAAAUCCAGACGUUGCUGACGAAGUAGGAUUUACUUCCAAAAACAUGACAGAUAAAAGCAAAAUACAGUACGAAACGAUCUACCAUUAGACACUGUGUAUUUUAAAACGUUAAAGUCGAGCGCGAUCACUUUCUUUGAGAAACGUACAUUUUCUUUAGAAAGUCUGUGAUCCGUGGUGUGUGUGUGUGUGUGUGUGUGUGUGUGUGUAAUGCAGGUUUAAGAGGCCUAGUCAGAUUUCAUUAAUCCUUUUAUUCACAGAAACAAUCCACAGCUACGCUACAGAAGCUCUGCUUUGGUUUUACAUAUGUAAAUGUUGUAUAUAAGCUUUUUUUUUUUUUAAUUUUUUUUUUUUUUUUAAGCUCUCGUUAUAAUGGACCGUACUGUAAAGAGUACCGUCUUUUAUUUCCCGACCUUUUAGUUAAUCGUCCGAGCUUUUGUCGAUAUCUUCAAAACACCAAGUCGAAAGCCAUGUAAGUGUGGUGUCGACGAGUAAAAAUCAUUUCAAAUCCGUUUUUAAAAACACGCCGGAAAAAAAAAACGAUCAUCGCAGUCGCUAUAAAUUCAAACCGAAACCGUUUCGUGUUCGUCAGGAGAGUUAGUCUCGUUCAAAUGUCUUAUUAUCUACUUAAAUGCAUCUCAGAUAUACACGAGACCAAAAGUCCAAGUGCACUACGGUUUAUUUCAUCACUUAUCAACGGUAAAAUACUUUUUUUUUUUUUUUCCUCAGCUGAUCUUACUAUCCGAGUGUGCGUACUGUAAUUUAGCACCGAGGCGGAUGCAGCGUUCAUCCGUGUGUGUGAUCUUCGUAUAAAAUUUUUAAAUCUAUAAUAUCUCGUGUGCAUACACUGCACAACACCACAGAGUUGGCCGUCAUGCCUUACGAUUUGACAACUAGCAGGUGUAUAACAGGACUAUAAUGGGAAUAAUAAGAGUACUCAGUUGGCGUGGUCAGGGCGGAGCUAGGGUAUCCCUUCCUCACGUAACGAUUCGUUCCUUAGAGGAUUUGAGGAGGAUAUUUGAAGAAAUCUUUGCUAAAGGAGACUUGUCUUAAGCACCACUGCCUGUCACUAUGCUACACACACAACACAAUGUGAAUUAACUGCAGUGAAAACAUACCGGCCCAUGUACAGCAUAUUUAAAUGUUAAUGUUCUGGCCUGUACAAGAUUCUACUCUAUUAUGCAUAUUUUAACGGACUUUGAUCCCAGGUGCUUAAAGCCGCGGUUGGCGAUAGGAUUUAGGUUUGGGUUUCGCAUCGGGUUAGAACAGGUUCUCAAAAGGUUCUAUUUUGCAACGCUUUGUAAAUAAAAGUUCAUUUAUGAACAACUGUUUGUUUGAAUAUUUAAACCAGGGGUCUUCGGUCGUAACUGCAAAGGGCCGGUGGGGCUGCAGGAUUUCAUUAGAGCCAAACUGGAGGCAGGAUUGAUGGGUGAUUGACGGUGAACUGAUUGAAAAAGUGAAAUCAGGUGUGGCUCAUGCUGCAAUUUGGGGUUAUGGUUCAUGUUAAAGGUUUGGGGUUAAAGCUAGGGUUAAAGAUAAGGUUAGUUCUAACGUUAAAUCUUUGGGGUUAGAGCUAGUAUUAAAUGAUUAGGGUUAGGGCUAGGGUUAAAGUUUUGGGGUUAGAGCUAGGGUUAAACGGUUGUGGUUAUGGCUAGGGUUGAAGGUUUGGGGAUAGGGUUGGGGUUAGGGCUAAGGUUAAAGGUUUGGGCUAGGGUUUGAUGUUUGAGGUUAUGGCUAGGGUUAAAGAUUUGGGUUUAGGGUUAGGGCUAGGGUUGAAGGUUUGGGGAUAGUGUUAGAUGUUUGAGGUUAUGUCUAGGGUUAAAGAUUUGGGUUUAGGGUUAGGGCUAGGGUUGAGUGUUUGGGGAUAGGGUGGGUGUUAGGGCUAAGGUUAAAGAUUUGGGGUUUGGGCUAGGGUUUGAUGUUUGAGGUUAUGGCUAGGGUUAAAGAUUUGGGUUUAGGGUUAGGGCUAGGGUUGAGUGUUUGGGGAUAGGGUGGGUGUUAGGGCUAAGGUUAAAGAUUUGCGGUUUGGGCUAGGGUUUGAUGUUUGAGGUUAUGGCUAGGGUUAAAGAUUUGGGUUUAGGGUUAGGGCUAGGGUUGAAGGUUUGGGGAUAGGGUGGGUGUUAGGGCUAAGGUUAAAGAUUUGCGGUUUGGGCUAGGGUUUGAUGUUUGAGGUUAUGGCUAGGGUUAAAGAUUUGGGUUUAGGGUUAGGGCUAGGGUUGAAGGUUUGGGGAUAGUGUUAGAUGUAUGCGGUUAUGGCUAGGGUUAAAGAUUUGGGUUUAGGGCUAGGGCUAGGGUUGAAGGUUUGGGGUUAGAGCUGGGGUUAAAGGAUUGGGUUAGUCGUAGGGUUACAGUGUUGAGGGUAGGGCUAGGAGUAAAGGUUUAGAAUGAGGGCUAGAGUUGAAGGGUUGACUUAAAGCUUUCGACUUAGGGCUAGGGGUAAGAGUUUGUCGUUGGGGCUAGGGUUAAAUAUCUGGGGUUAGUGUUAGGGUUAAAGGGUUGAGGGUCGGGCAAAGGUUGAAGUUUUAGGUCUAGGGCUGAAAACUUGCACCAGCAGUAAAGCUUACAGAAACAGACUUGAGCAUGCUCAGUUUUCUCCUUAUUCUCCGAAUACAAUCUAUCUUUGUUUAUCUGAAGCAGGACGCCAUCCUUACAAAUGAAAACGAGUGUUUGCUUUGUGCGUGACGCUUAUUGCUUUUUAAUAUGGAGAACGUGCAUUAAAAAUACAUGCCAUUUUUCCUACACGCCGAAUAACAGCAGCGCAGGUCUCGUACCCCGGCACAACGAAGCCAAUAACGCAAACAAACUGAGCAUCGAGACGGAUUUAAUUACCGCGAAUGUGAAGAUGAAAGCAUGGCGCUGAAUAAAUAAACGCAACGUUUCCGAUAGGAAGAAAGAAUGCAGUAUAUACAGCAGACGGGCGGAAAGAUUAAUGACGGUUCUAAUACGCCGCGUAUCCCCCAAAACAAUAUAACCAGAGAAAAAACACACACGAUAAGAGUGUAUAUGAGAAAUAUCACCUUAAACAGUUUUUGCUCGUGCGUUAAGACUUUUGGACGCUACAGGAAGUGAAACGAUGAUUUCAGGUCUCUUUACUUUGUUACUACGUUUGUUAAUGUAUUAUUCGGAACUGAAAUUGUGUCUCUUUUUUUGUUUGUUUGUUUUUUUUUGUUCGUACACUCGUUCUGUCUGGAUUUUGUUUCAAUCAGGUUUCAGAGGUUCCCAUGUGCUUUUUAGGGAGGCGUGUAUUUAGACGUGUUUUAAACUAAAAACAGUGGAAGAUCAUCAGACGGGAGAGGUUUUCCUCCUUGUCUGCGUGUAUAUAUGUGUAUUAACUGCUUGAAGCUGAACAAAUUAGGCAACAUUGGAUUUUUUUCUUUUGCAUGUGUCUUUUUCUAAUGGACGAGACGAUUACGUAUCAAAUAUACUGAAGAAACGAAGCGACCCGCAUGAACGUGGUCGUUCUUUUCUUUUCUUUUCUUUUUUUUGUUUUUUUUUUUUCUUUCUUUUUGUUUCUUUUUUUUUCUUCUUCUUCUUCUUUUUGUUGGUUUCUUUUUUUGGUCCAGACAGUGUUCUGGAGUGUAUUAUACUCACAAUACUGAAGGAGACAAAGUAUAUAUAUAAAUAUAUAUAUAUGAAAUAACUAACUAAAAAAAAAAAAAAAAAAAAAAAAAAAAAAAAAAAAAAAAAAAAACAAA